CGGUCCGAGGCAGAGGUGCCCUGGAGCGAAAGAUCCCUCUUUAAAAGAACAUGAAGCCGCACUGGAAAUGAGCCAUUGCACGGCCAUGAGCGGGCGGUACCACCGCGCGGCCCGGGACGGCUUCCUGGACGUGCUGAAGGAGGCGACGCGGAGGGAGCUGAACGCCGAGGACGAGGACGGGAUGACGCCGACCUUAUGGGCCGCUUACCACGGCAACCUGGAGGCGCUGCGGCUGGUCGUGAGCAGAGGAGGUGAUCCAGACAAAUGUGACAUCUGGGGGAACACACCGCUUCAUCUGGCAGCUGCUAACGGCCACCACAACUCUAUGUCCUUCCUGGUUGCUUUCGGUGCCAAUGUGUGGUGUCUGGACAACGACUACCACACCCCCCUGGAUAUGGCUGCCACCAAGGGACACAUGGACUGUGUCCGAUACCUGGACUCCAUUGCUGCCAAGCAGAUCACCCUCAACCCGAAGCUGGUCGGCAAACUCAAAGACCGGGCAUUUCGGGCCACAGAGCGCCGUAUCAAGGAUUGUGAAAAGCUACAGAAGAAACACCAUGAGCGUAUGGAGAAGAAGUUCUUGAAGGAAUCAGCAGCUUUAGACAACUUAGACGCCAUUAGCUUUUCCAGUUACACCAGCAGCAGCACCCUGAGCCGCAAGUUCAACACACUCGCCUCGAGCAUGCCAUACUCACAGGCUACCCUGCAUUCAUCAGCCAAGGGAAAGGCCAAAAUACAGAAAAAGUUGGAGAAGAAGAAGCAGGUUGAUGGAACGUUCAAGAUUUCUGAGGACGGCAGGAAAAGUGCGCGCUCACUGUCAGGCCUGCAGCUGGGCAGUGACGUUAUGUUCCUCAGACAAGGAACCUAUGCCAACCCUAAAGAACAAUCCCGUCCCAAUAUUCGUGACAUGUUUCCCCUUGAAAAUGACAUUGAGACUGCCCCCCGUGCUAUGAGCGACCCAGGCCUCUACGAGGCUGCAUAUUCGGAGAUCAGUGCGGAUUCCGGACGAGAUUCCCUGUUCACCCGACCCGGGCUUGGAACCAUGGUUUUCAGGAGGAACUAUAUGACUGGGAGCUUGUUUGGACUAGAAGGACAGAAUGAAGGGAGUGUUGUAGGAAGUGAACCUGUCGGCCGAGCACCUAACGUCCAUCUGCGUGGACCGCUGCCUCGGCGUACACCCAGCUUUGAUGAGGAUAGCAUCGGUAGUGCAUUGAGCCUGCAUGAGAGAAACCUGGAGGAGUUACUCUGGGGGGACGCUGAGACGGGGCUGGACGAGUACAUGGAGCCCCAAAACAAUCCUCUAGGGACCUUCCUGGCUUCUCAGAGCCUCAGUGAGUUCAUGCCAGUCCUCACAAGGGAAAAGAUUGACCUGGAAGCUCUGCUGCUUUGUUCAGAUCAGGACCUCAUUAACAUUCACAUUCCUUUAGGCCCCAGGAAAAAACUGCUGGAUGCCUGCAAGAAACGUCUGGAUACUCUAGAGGAACCAGAGGCCAUUGUUGACACUGAGCUUUGAAAUUCAGUCUGUUCAUAUUUAAAUUUACCAGAACAACUCUAUGCCUCUUGUUCCUACCAGGUAAACACAUGACCACUUUAUUUGUUGUCAGCAUUGCCUGGAUCACUGUCCCCUAUCACUCAGACCGCGUGGCCUAAUGGAUAAGGCGUCUGACUUCGAAUCAGAAGAUUGAGGGUUCGAGUCCCUUCGUGGUCGUCUUUUGCGAAUUUCCCCGCCUGGAACUAAUAAAUGAAUAUCUUAUCUUAUCUUAUCACAUUUAUUUGGGUAGAGAAAUUACAUAAGAAUUGUGGACAAAUUGCACCAUCUUGUGACAAGUUUGCAUACUUGCACAGGAUUCAAAGCUGAGACAUGAUCCACGACUCAGUUUUACUGUCUUGAAUGUUCUAAGACAUGUUAUGUUUUUAAUGUGAUAGCUAAACUAACAUUGGGGAGAGCAUUCAUUGAUUAUCCCUCUAUAUGUUGUUAUUUUGCACCAAUCAUUGGAGUUGGCUUCUAAUCGAAACCUGGAAAAUAAGUAUGGCUUAUCCUCCCAUAAAAGAAAGCAAGCUGACUGUUUGAAUAUCUAGUUCCUAAUUUUUCUUAUUUUUUUUAACAGUUUUUGUAUUUUACUUGAAUAACCUCUCCCUGUUCUGUCCUGAAGGGUGACUAAGGUUUUUGCAAUGAAUGAAAAUAUCCACAGACUUCCUGCAAACCUAUGACAGCGGUCAAGGGUUGAGUGUCAUGGUGAGGUUGCGUGACUGUGUGUUAGAUAACACUGCUAUCUCUGGUUACUCCACAUGGUAUUUGGUUUCACUAUAUGGCUGUCUGCUGCUGCAUUUGAAAGUAUGACUGUGCACAAAUGUUCAUUUUUAUGGUUUUAUA
Messenger RNA from Cololabis saira (Pacific saury), 2374 nucleotides. RefSeq names its product Usher syndrome 1Gb (autosomal recessive) (gene ush1gb). The record is from RefSeq and is a predicted model, not a curated record. Bases 68 to 1513 code for a protein of 481 amino acids. Gene Ontology annotation, molecular function: protein binding. The transcript is spliced from 3 exons. NCBI's taxonomy places the organism in Eukaryota, Metazoa, Chordata, Actinopteri, Beloniformes, Belonidae.